AAAAAUACAAAAAGUUAAAAAACGAGAGAGAGGGGGAGAGAGCGACCCGGCGUCCGAUUAAUCGCUUCUCACUCGAGAACACGAGAUACGUGGAUUCAUCUCCCGUGUCUGCAACAGCAGAGCUCGGGUUGCAGUCUUAGACUUCGGAAUUGUCGGAUCCUUCGUCCUCCAGGGAUGGAUCGCGUGGGGAGUGGCGUGCCCCCAUCGUCAUCAUCGUCGUUGCAGCGCCAGGCCAGCUCGACGCUGGCCAGGGCGCUGAGUGGGAAGACGGUUGAGGAGGUGUGGAAGGAUAUCCAACAGGGGCAGAAGAAGAGGAGCGGUUCGGAGGUGAGGAGUCAGGGUGGGGACCAGACCCUCAGCGAGAUGACUCUAGAGGAUUUCUUGGUGCAAGCUGGGCUAUUUGCUGAUGCUUAUUUGGGUCCUUCAAUGGAUCUAAACCUCUCGGAGCUGGCAACUCCCCAGAGUGUUACACCGCCGCUUGGUUUAUCUCCAGCACCUUCGACAGGCCUGUUAUCGGAUACGUCAGUGCCCAGGCGGAAAAGGGGUGACCCAGUUGUAUAUGAAAGGACACUUGAAAGGAGGUUGAAGAGAAAGAUCAAGAACAGAGAGUCAGCUGCACGUUCACGAGCUAGAAAGCAGGCUUACCAAAAUGAGCUGGUGAGCAAGGUUUCACAUCUAGAAGAGGAGAACAUAAAGCUAAAGAAAGAGAAGGUAAAUCUGGUCUUAAUGCUUGGUCUGCGAGGGCUAGUACAAUCGUGUAGAAAGAAGUUAUGCACUGUCUGACUACUUGUUUCUGUAAGACAAGGAAUUCGAGACCAAGUUUCAAAACGAAGUGUUAUCAGAACCAAAAUAUCAGCUUCGCAGAAGCAGUUCGGCCUCCUUUUAAUUCCCCUAUUCGGUCCAUUUCCUCCGCACGGGCACCUAAGCAGCGGCGUCCUCCAACCGUCCGGUGGCUGCGGCUACUUUACUCGAGCAGCUCAUUCUGCAGACGCCCCUCCCCACCUCGUCUAUUCCUAGAGUGAGUUCUUGUGUACAUUUGCUAGUUAACUUAUCGUAGAGGUGUAUAACACUAUAAGGCAUCAAAGAAGCCAUGUCUAUAAAAAUCUAGGCUCUGUAUGUUUCAGACUGAUGAAAGCAGUAGGAAAGGGAAGUGAAAUUUAUUGGCCUUGGCACGUUGCUUUUGUAUUAA
Messenger RNA from Eucalyptus grandis, 1189 nucleotides. RefSeq names its product ABSCISIC ACID-INSENSITIVE 5-like protein 2. The transcript is spliced from 4 exons. Gene Ontology annotation, molecular function: DNA-binding transcription factor activity. The record is from RefSeq and is a predicted model, not a curated record. Lineage: Eukaryota; Viridiplantae; Streptophyta; Magnoliopsida; Myrtales; Myrtaceae. Gene Ontology annotation, biological process: positive regulation of DNA-templated transcription. Gene Ontology annotation, cellular component: nucleus. Bases 175 to 783 code for a protein of 202 amino acids.